CCAGGCAGCGCGGCUGCGAGCUCUGGCUGGUGCAAUCUUUUACACCUCCCGCCGACGGCGGUGGGAAGCCGAGACCGUGCGUGUUGCUCUUCGAAUGGGUCAAGACGGCUUGGAAGCCUUUCCAGUUUCUUUCCUCUGGACUUUUUGCGUCUGCGGAAAACCUGCUUUUUAGCAUCCCGAAUGGUUGCCGUGAUUAGGACUCUUUGCUAAGUGGGGAAGGCGAAGGAGAGCUCCCCCCCCCUCCCAUUUUGGCCAGGGGGAAACCCUGCCCCCUUGCAAGUUGCCAAAAGCGGAGAGAGAGGGCAAUAAAACCCUGCACGCCCAGACAAUCGCAGCAUGCACUUGCCCGCCUCUUUUUGCUGCUGACGAGCUCUCGAGCUCGCUCCUGCCUGGCUGCUAUUUUGGAGAAAGACUUUUUAAAGGGGGAGACUGACUCAUUUAUUCAUUUAUUUUCCCUUUUGCACAAAAAAUUCGCUUGGGGGAGGGGAACAAGAAAGAGGAGCGAUGCAUCGUUUUUCCGGGCUCGCCAAAGAAGCCUCGGCUCUGCCGGGCUGCAGGACGGAAAGGAAAGAGCCGGCCGUGCGGUUCCUGGCUUCGCUGCUCAACGGCGGGCCCCCGCAGCAGCAGCAGCAGAGCAAGCCCGGGCCCCGGAGUCGCCCGCUGGGCAGAGAGGGAGCGGUGCGCUGGAACAGCGCCGCCAAGGCCUCGGCCGUCAAGCUCCAGGAGAAGCCGGCUCGGGAGAAGAUCCUGACGCUGGAGUCCAUGAACCCGCAGGUGAAGGCGGUGGAGUACGCCGUGCGGGGCCCUAUCGUCCUCAAGGCCGGCGAGAUCGAGAAGGAGCUGCGCAAGGGAAUCAAAAAGCCCUUUACGGAAGUCAUCAAGGCCAACAUUGGAGAUGCGCAUGCAAUGGGGCAGCGGCCAAUCACCUUCCUUCGUCAGGUGGUUGCACUGUGCACAUACCCAAACCUGUUGGACAGCCCAAGCUUCCCUGAGGACUCAAAGAAAAGAGCAAGACGGAUCUUGCAAGGAUGUGGAGGGAACAGCUUAGGUUCUUACAGUGCCAGCCAAGGUGUCAACUGUAUACGAGAGGACGUUGCAGCUUACAUCGAACGACGUGAUGGAGGGGUCCCUGCCGAUCCAGAUAACAUCUACCUGACGACAGGAGCCAGUGACGGCAUUGCGACUAUUCUAAAGAUCCUCGUCUCGGGAGGAGGGAAAUCCCGAACCGGAGUCAUGAUCCCGAUCCCUCAGUACCCCUUGUAUUCAGCAGUCAUUUCGGAGUUGGAUGCCGUUCAGGUGAACUAUUACCUUGACGAAGAGAACUGCUGGGCCCUCAAUGUGAAUGAGCUCCGUCGUUCUUUGGAAGAGGCCAAAGCUUACUGCAAUCCCAAAGUUCUGUGUAUCAUCAACCCGGGAAACCCCACAGGUCAAGUCCAAAGCAGAAAGUGCAUCGAAGACGUGAUACACUUUGCUUGGGAAGAGAAGCUCUUUCUUCUGGCUGAUGAGGUCUAUCAAGAUAAUGUUUACUCUGAGAGCUGCCAGUUUAGCUCUUUCAAAAAGGUACUUUAUGAGAUGGGCCCAGAUUACUACAAUAACGUGGAGCUGGCCUCCUUUCAUUCCACCUCCAAGGGCUACAUGGGCGAGUGCGGCUACAGAGGAGGGUACAUGGAGGUGAUCAACCUGCACCCAGAGAUCAAAGGGCAGCUGGUCAAGCUCCUGUCGGUCCGCCUGUGCCCACCCGUCUCGGGCCAAGCUGCUAUGGACAUUGUAGUGAACCCUCCAGUCCCCGGAGAGGAAUCUUACGCACAGUUCAUCAAGGAAAAGGAAUCUGUCUUGAACAACCUGGCAAGGAAAGCCAAACUCGCAGAAGACAUGUUUAAUCAGGUUCCGGGCAUCCACUGCAAUCCACUUCAGGGAGCCAUGUAUGCUUUCCCGCAGAUCUUUAUCCCUGCCAAAGCUAUUGAGACUGCAAAGGUUCACAAAAUGGCCCCCGACAUGUUCUACUGUAUGAAACUUCUGGAGGAAACGGGGAUCUGUGUGGUUCCGGGCAGCGGGUUCGGACAAAGAGAAGGAACAUACCACUUCAGGAUGACGAUUCUCCCUCCCGUCGAGAAGCUACAGAUCUUGUUGGAGAAAGUGAAAGCGUUUCAUAUAAAGUUCCUUGAAGAAUAUUCUUAAGCAAAACAAAGACUUUUUUUUUCCUUGAGUGAACUUGGAAAAUAAAACAAAGCUGUGACGGGGAGGGAGGGAAUAUACUUUUUUUAUCUCCUUAAAUCCAAUCCCUAAUACGAUAGCUAGAACCCAGCGGUGAAAUCUGAGUACAUUGUGGCAUGUAUCGCUAAGUGUUAACACGAUGGAAAGGGGCGGGGGGGGAGUAAGAGCUGUAAUUGUUUUUUUAAAAGUAAGAUUUUGUGCCUUGAUCAGAAAUUAGAUGCUCAGUUUCCGUGGCUGGACUGGUUAAGGGGUGGGGGAUGUUAUUGGAGAAAUACUGAGAUUUAAAUAUGAAACGUCAGCAAAAUUGGACCGGAGUGACAACUUGGUGUAUACCUCGCUGUACUUUAAAGAAGGAAGACCCUACCUUCUAUACAGAAAACACAUUUCUGUCUUGCGUGAAAGCUAGUAACUGGUCUGAGAUAUCAUCUGUGUGAGCUCUUAAGUAACUCUCACUUACUUGAGUCUCACGCAGAAGUUCAUGGUGGAUCAUGCCCACAGACAUUCUGUGGAUCCUCACGAUUUGAGCAUUAAUAGCAAAAAAAAAAUGUGUCAAAUUUCUUUUUUUGUGGGGGGGGCGGGAUUCAAGAAGUUGCCAAAAUUAUGCUCUGUCUGUUGAAUUCUGCCUUUCUUCUGUGGGCUAGGCUGGCUAAGCAUGAGAAUACUACUAUCCAGGGUCUUUGCAUGGAAACAAAUAAUGUCAAUUCAUCCGCUUAUGAGCAUGGAAGAAAUUAUGGGCCUUGAAGUAAGAGGAGAACAGAAAUAAUCAGAUUCAUGCUUUCCUGCUGCAUUUGGCUCUAUGCGGCUUUAGAAACUAAUCAGAGUAAAUGAGUAAUGCAAGGGAGAGAAUGCUGUUAAUUGGAAUCCAUUGGAUUCCAGUAGAAAAUACAACACUGCGUUCAUACAUGUAUACCAAACACUGGUGCUAGGAGAAAGAUACCAGACAGUCCACAAAUAGCGCCUGAUGUUGAAAGGCCAAAGCCAGUCUCAAAAAGGGGGCAGUUUUCCAGCUAAAGGUACAAUAUUGUCCGUCUGCACAACCUCCCUAGCAGAGCUGUCGUUUUCAACCAACACCAUGUUGGAUGCUCAGCAACAAACAUUAACCUAUUACCUCCUGAUGCUUUUUCCUUUUGGAAAGGCGGUAAGAUUUCUGGUGGGAACGAUCCAAACCAACCCAUCACCCGGAGUGGCAGAACUGCUCCCGGUUUUGUAACGUGUACUAGGUUGUAGUGGCAAAUGGGGCAAACCAGAGUGGGUUUUGCCACUUGAUCAUCAUCGCACCCUAUUAUUGUAGCCAGGAGUCCUCCACGAAAGAUCCAGUUGGGGUUAACGCUAUGAUAAAGGUGAAAGUACUAUAACUUGUUUGUUGGUACAUCACAUCCUAUACAUCUUCUUGGCUUGGUAUUUGUGCCUGUUCUUGGUACCAGCCCAAGUUCUCAGACGAGUGAAUAGUUAUUCUGGAGGAAGUUAUUCUGGUUGAAAACGACUGGCCACUGUCCUUACUUGGCUGUAGGCUUCCAAGAAACAAACCAGCCAACCUGACAAGGGGAAACAAAAGUGAAUACCAUCAAGUGUCAGAUACUGGGAGCAGCAGGCUCAGACUUCAUUGUUUCCCUUGUAGGGCUUGUCAAUCCAUUGACUCUCAUUCCCUCUGUCCUGUUCAUACUCACGAGGAGAGCCGUGGCAGAAAGCAUGCCCUUUGACAGAAAAACUUGACUUCCCACCGUUAUGCUCUUCCACGGUUUUGUAAACAUUAAGCAACUCUGGAACAGUGAAAGGUUGAAAGAAACGGUCGAGCUUGGAGCGUUUUCAUAAGAAUUCUUAAAAUUGCACUUUUUUUCUCCAAUCCAGCUUUGUUUGGGAGAAGCUACCGUGUCGAACAUGGAGGUACAACCCCAUGCGCUCAAAACGGCAGUUCGUACAUUAUUUUUAUAAUUUUUUUGUAAGUAGAGGUUUUUUCAUGGGGAACUGUAGGGGUGGGAGGGGUGGGUAGAAUUUGUAGUCUUAACAAGCCAGUGGGUUUUGUAUUGACCUUGUGUUUACACCCGAUGUUCCCGAAAACAAUGCAAGAGGUUUACAUGUUUCCAAAGAACACUUUUGCGGGUGUUUUAAAAGGGUUUUUUUCUUUCUUUCUCCUUCUGUCUUAAAAAUAGGGGCAGCGAUCCUUUAAAACUUACUUGUUAAGUCAAGGAAAUGAUGUCCUACUUUCAAUUGCGUUUAUAAACUCUAUUACGGUGCCUUUUUGGUUUCUGGUACGGUAAAGGAGAAUGUACGAUUUGGAGGGGGGGGGAGGGUCGUGUUCUUUUGCGUUUCUUUGGAAAUGACAUACUCGUGUUGAGGUUGAUUGACCGCAUUUGUAUGUGCUGUAAUGAGUUCGCGUUUAAAUUCUGUCAUGCUUGAACUGAGGCCUCUGUCCUCCGAAACCUGGAAUGGACUUGGACGGACACUUCUGCAAACCGACAAAUUUGAGGAUUGCAACCUAAGAAACCAAGAAAGUUUAGACACUGACUUUUUUUUUGAUCUGUCAUUUACCUUUUAGGUUCAGAUCUUGAGUGAUAUCGCUGUUGUGAUGCAUGCUCGUAGGUGCGAAUUUCCUACAGGUGCUCCUCCUACUGUAUCGAGAUGACUUUUUAAAUGUAUCUAACAAAAUAAAUAAAAGCUAUUGAAAACA
Molecule: messenger RNA, 4882 nt
Organism: Heteronotia binoei (common prickly gecko)
Lineage: Eukaryota; Metazoa; Chordata; Lepidosauria; Squamata; Gekkonidae
Gene: GPT2
Product: glutamic--pyruvic transaminase 2
Exons: 11
Coding region: 505-2178 (557 amino acids)
Biological process (GO): biosynthetic process
Molecular function (GO): L-alanine:2-oxoglutarate transaminase activity; pyridoxal phosphate binding
Source: RefSeq, a predicted model, not a curated record